This is a messenger RNA of Camellia sinensis, 1631 nucleotides long. Its product is annotated as transcription factor bHLH18. The record is from RefSeq and is a predicted model, not a curated record. Gene Ontology annotation, molecular function: protein dimerization activity. Lineage: Eukaryota; Viridiplantae; Streptophyta; Magnoliopsida; Ericales; Theaceae.
CUAUAAAAGGAAAGGUCUACCCAGAUCUCUAUUCGGCAAAUAGGAACAGAUAAUAGUCUUCUUCUCUCAUUGAAGAAGGUCUAUCUAUCUCCUAAGCUGAGAAAUUAAAGGAAUCGCAUUUAUGGAUAUGUCAUUGGAAAAGUGGAUUUCGGAAUUGGAAAUGGAUGAUUACAACUUCUUAGAUCAUUGCCAAACCUAUUCAACUGAAUUCAAUUCCAUUGAUGACUUUUCACAGCUCGUAAAUUCACCUGGAGAGAAUCUACAACAAUCUUCAUCUUCCGAGAGCUACACUUCUUGCUCUACCUUAAAUCUCAAUUGCACCGCCGCCGCCGCCGCCACCGCCAUGGCCGGCGGAGGAGGAUGUGAGAAUGGCUAUGAGAGACCAACUAAACAGAUCAAAACGAGCAUUACUGAACAAUUCAGUCCUAAUUUCCCGAUUUCGUUUGCGGAUUUCGGAUCGUUGCCUAGUUCACCGUCUACGAAUCCUCCUGAGAAUAUCGAUAACGCUUCGGAGCCAAAGGAUGAGGUGGUCUCUAAUGGAGAUCAUGCAAGUGUUCCGUUGAAAAAUAAUCCACCCAAGGCUGGUCAGAAGAGGUCGAAUGCGAUCACUAGAACUCCUCUGGAGGUUCAAGAUCGCGUAAUGGCGGAGAGAAAGAGGAGAGAGAAACUCAGUCAGCGAUUCAUUGCCCUUUCCGCCAUGGUUCCUGGCUUAAAGAAGAUGGACAAAGCUUCUGUUCUUGGAGAUGCCAUUAAGUACUUGAAACACCUUCAAGAACAUGUGAAAUUGCUUGAGGAACAAAUCAACAAGAAAUCUGAAGAAUCAGUUGUGUUUGUGAAGAAGUCUCACAUUUCCGGCGACGAUGAUUCUUCUUCGUGUGAUGAGAACUUUGAUGGCCAAGCGCUUCCAGAAAUCGAAGCUAGAAUUUCAGAAAACCAUGUACUCAUUAGAAUCCAUUGCGAGAAGCAGAAAGGCGUUGCGGUGAAACUACUUAGCGAAAUCGAGAAGAUUCAUCUGAGUGUUGUUAAUAGCAGUUUCUUGCCAUUUGGGCAGUAUGCUAUGGAUAUCACUGUCGUUGCUCAGAUGGAUGCGGAUUUUUCCUUGACAGUGAAGGAUCUGGUGAGAAAACUGCGCUCGGCUGUUUUGAAGUUCAUGUGACAUGCUUCCAUAACCACUUCAUCCGAUUGAAGAGCGUGAACCAGUUGUAUCAGGAGCGGAGGAAGUGUGGCUGCACUGCAGGGCUUGAGCUUCCUCUCCUCUGGCCCUGUUGUACAUUAUUAACUUAGAAAAAUAAUGGCAAGGAAAAUGAGAAAAUUCGGAAAAAAAAUGGUUUGUAAUCUGCACUGUAGACUGUCCUUAUGCUGGUGAAUCUUUCCCAUUUGACCCCACUUUUGAUAGGAAAAAUCCCGAGUCAUAAAAUUCGAUUACAAGGUUGGACAUAACUUUUUAACAUGAGGUGGAUCUCACUGAUGUAAAAUGAUCGUGUCUGAUUCUGUGAUUGAAUUCGAUUCCAUGCAACAACUGUUUUGAUAGUGGUUUGUUUUUUUUUUGGUUGAUUAUGUAGACCACGUUUUAACUGCCCCUAUGCAAUAAAGUUGAAUAAAGGCUUUUUCGAAUGCGGAAUUGCCAUGUA